Volvox carteri f. nagariensis is the source of this 752-nucleotide messenger RNA. It is a transcript of the gene prpS13, whose product is annotated as plastid/chloroplast ribosomal protein S13. The transcript has 7 exons. Gene Ontology annotation, biological process: translation. The record is from RefSeq and is a predicted model, not a curated record. Lineage: Eukaryota; Viridiplantae; Chlorophyta; Chlorophyceae; Chlamydomonadales; Volvocaceae. Gene Ontology annotation, cellular component: small ribosomal subunit; mitochondrion; ribosome. The coding region runs from base 116 to 529 and encodes 137 amino acids. Gene Ontology annotation, molecular function: structural constituent of ribosome; RNA binding.
AUUAGGCCAGACAGGUGGUGACAAGCUAAGCGAUAGCGGCAGGCUAAUAGAUACUGCAAAGGAACGCAAGACCAAAAAUGCAGACGCUUUCAGCCCACCGCGUUGCGCUAGGCCAAUGCAGGUGGCUGCGCCUCGCCGCGCUCCCCUUCACAUCAUGAACCUCCGUAUCAACAACGUGGAGAUUCCUAACAGCAAACGUAUUGAGGUCUCCCUUCAAUACAUUUAUGGGAUCGGCCAGACUACGGCUCAGACUAUCCUGCGCGACACGGGCGUUGAGAACAAGAAGACCUAUGAGCUGAACGAGGAGGAGGUCAAUAAGCUGCGCCAGGAGGUGGACAAGUAUACCACUGAGGCGGAUCUGCGCCGUAUUGUGUCUCAAAACAUUAAGCGGUUGAAGGACAUUGGCUGCUAUCGGGGCCGUCGCCAUAUCAUGGGCCUGCCAGUUCGCGGCCAGCGGACAAAGACUAAUGCCCGCACGCGCAAGGGCAAGGCCAAGACUGUGGCCAACAAGAAGAAGGCUACCAAGUAAAUGCCGACGGGCUGUUUGAGACAUGGGCGUGUUUCGUCACGGUUUAGGGAAAUGUGGUCCCACAUGCAAAUCGUGCAACAUUGUACCUGGCUGAAAUGGGCGAAGGAUUGGAGAAAAAGCCGAAAGAUUGGAGCGGCCAGUUUUUCAUUGAUAAUGGGGAUAUUUUGCUGGCGACGUGAUUUACUGGACAACAGGGAGAAACUGUAACGACUGUGUGACUGUG